AUGAUGCUUCAAUUAAUAAUUACUUUAUUUUGCUUUCUUCAAUAUAUAUCGGCACUUCCAAUACCCGAAGUUGUAACAAUAUAUCAUUAUGCUCCCACAAGCUAUGUAACAACUACCCAUUUUACAGGAACCACCACAGUCUUUUUACCUCCUGUCGGAAUUUUCGUUGAUUCAAAUGGAAACACAGUUAGUACAACUACUUUAACUGAGGAUGGAUGGAAUACUGCUCCAUCCCCUGCCCCGGCCCCUGCCUCUGUUCCUCCCAACAACAUUCAAGCAGACGAACCACCCGAAGAUCAAUUGUCUCUGGUACUGACCCCUUCCGAACAAGAACCACAGCCUGCAACUCAAGCACAACAGACUCAAGCUAGUCCAUCAACUUCCAGUCAAGUUCAGUCAACUACAUCUACUUCCACAACUUCUUCCAGCUCAACACCUUCCAUUACUUCUACUACUCCUACUACUUCCAUCACUUCCACUACUUCCACUACUUCCACUACUUCCCCUACUUCCAUUUCUUCAACCUUCACCACCACCACUUCUAUUACUUCAACCUCCAGCACAUCAACUUCCAUUAGUUCAACCUCCAGCACAUCAACUUCAACGCCUUCAACAACUUCAACCUCCACUUCCUCAUCCUCCACUUCCUCAUCCUCCACUUCCUCAUCCUUAACUACUUCAUCAACUACUUCAUCAUCAACUACUUCAUCUACGUCAACUACUUCAUCUACGUCAACUACUUCGUCCACUUCAACUUCUUCCACUCCCGAACCAAGUUCAACUGGUUCCAUUCCUGCUCCCGUUGGUAUUGUGUACUCCCCAUAUGCUGAUGAUGGUGGAUGUAAGACUCCAGAAGUAAUUACAUCAGAUUUGACCAUGAUUGCUGGUAAGGGAAUCAAGAAGAUUAGAUCGUACGGAACUGACUGUUACGCAAUAGAUGUUGUAUUACCAGUUCUGUAUGGAUUAGGAAUGGUUGUAAAUCAGGGAGUCUGGAUGGAAGAUGGGGUUGAUUCUAUUGAUUCUCAAAUCCAACAAAUUAUUGCAUAUGGUCAAACGAGUGGAUGGGAAGUUUUUGAGUUCAUAACUAUUGGAAAUGAGGCUAUUAAUUCCGGCUUUGUUUCAGUUGAUGACUUGAUAAGUAAAAUAAAUUCUGUUAAGCAAUUGUUAGAAGAUUCGGGAUAUACGGGUUUUGUUACUACUGCUGAACCUCCAGCUAGUUUCAUUUCAUAUCCACAAUUAUGUACUGAAUCUGAAAUUGAUAUUGUUGCUAUUAAUGUACAUUCUUAUUUCAAUGAAAAUAUCUCCCCAGAAAAUGCUGGCGGUUAUAUCAUGAGCCAGAAAGCACAAGUGGAGGAAAUAUGUACUGGAAAGGCAGUAUACGUUACAGAAACUGGAUACCCAUCUCAAGGAAUGACCAACGGUUUAAACGUCCCUUCUCCAGAAAAUCAAAGAAUUGCGAUUGCUUCUAUAAUAGAGGAAACUAAUAGCGAUUGUACUAUCUUGACUACUUACAAUGACUUCUGGAAACAACCUGGACCGUAUGGAAUUGAACAAUAUUUCGGUGUUAUUCAAUUGUUUGAAUAA
Messenger RNA from Hemisphaericaspora subhashii, 1584 nucleotides. RefSeq names its product SCW11. Gene Ontology annotation, biological process: cell wall organization. Gene Ontology annotation, molecular function: glucan endo-1,3-beta-D-glucosidase activity; 1,3-beta-glucanosyltransferase activity. The record is from RefSeq and is a predicted model, not a curated record. Gene Ontology annotation, cellular component: cell surface; fungal-type cell wall; extracellular region. The transcript has a single exon. NCBI's taxonomy places the organism in Eukaryota, Fungi, Ascomycota, Pichiomycetes, Serinales, Debaryomycetaceae. The coding region runs from base 1 to 1584 and encodes 527 amino acids.